Molecule: messenger RNA, 4638 nt
Organism: Spodoptera litura
Lineage: Eukaryota; Metazoa; Arthropoda; Insecta; Lepidoptera; Noctuidae
Source: RefSeq, a predicted model, not a curated record
GGCUGUUCUUUGUCUGAUCGUAGUAAAGUCGAUAAAUUUGCACAAGGAAAACAAAUGUCAAGAUUUCGCCUGUGUGAACUGAUUAUUGUGUGAAACAUUUUGAGAUUGAUACCAUUUUGCCUAUGUUUAUGGAAUUAGGGUUACGGAUUGUUUUAUGUUAAAUUGUGGUUUAUUAAAAUCACCGAUUGAAAAGGCUGGUCCCAAAAUAUGUUGAAAAACAAUUGUGACGUCACAAUUCCAAUCAGCUGAGGUGUGUGGAGGGAGGGUUGAAGAAGAUAGUGCAGCAAAACAAACAAGAUGGGUGGUGCAGUGAGCUCAGGGCGUGAUAAUAAUGAGCUGAUUGAUAACUUGAUGGGCAGCAACUACAUCCGCACACGGUCCGUGGAGCGGGUGUUCCGUUCGCUCGACCGGGCGGACUACAUGACGCCCGAGGCUAGGGAUCAAGCGUAUAAAGACCUUGCCUGGCGGAAUGGGCCGCUCCACAUGUCAGCGCCGUGUAUUUACAGUGAGGUGUUAGAAGGACUUGAGCUAAAGCCGGGGCUUUCGUUCCUGAACAUUGGUUCCGGCACUGGUUACUUUAGCACCCUGGUCGGAUUGCUCAUCGGUUCCAGUGGCGUCAACCACGGAAUCGAAGUCCAUCCGUACGUCAUGGAGUACGCCAUCAAGAAACUGGGACAGUUUAUCGAGAACUCCCCUACUUUAGAUGAGUUCGACUUUUGCGAACCUAGAUUUUAUUGUGGUAAUGGCCUGUGCAUCGCCCCACUACAAGCGCCGUACGAUCGUUUGUACUGCGGUGCGGGGUGCCCCGAGGAGUAUCAAAACUACUUCAAACAACUUAUCAAGGUGGGCGGAGUUUUGGUGAUGCCCCUGAAUGACAACCUGGUACAAAUGAAGCGCGUUACGGUAGACCACUGGGUCUCCAGGAACCUGCUCAACGUGUCUUUCGCAACUCUCAGGAUACCUACCAAAGAGGAGGCAUUAGAGCUCAUCAGGCCCGACGAGCAGUGCCCGGCGCGGCUGCAGGUGCUGGCGCGCGCCGUGGUGCGCGGCGGCAUGCGCGCGGCGCUGCUGGCGCGCCACCCGCACCUGCGCGAGCCGCCGCCGCGCCGCCCGCAGCCCGCCAGCUCCUGUCCGCGCCGCAUCUGUAUCCCCAUCGAGGACGACAGCGACGUCGCGGCGCGCGCCGAGCGGCACAUCCGCGCGGAGCGGGCGGCGGCGCGCGCGGCCGUGGCGGCCAACCCGGACGUGUACAACGACACCAUCCUGCCCGAGUAUCUGCCGGAGCCCAAGCCGGUACGCUCGUGCCGCGGCCUGCUCACCUUCGAGUUCCAGGACGAGCGCCGCCCUGUUACUAAUGCCUUCAGACAGGACUCGCCUAGUACUUCUGAAUCUUCGAAGACAGACUCAGAUAGUGCUAAAUCAGAUCCACUUAAAGUCCCAGCUGAGGUAGAAAUAUAUCUGGGAAAAGAAGUUCCCAGCACGUCGCGUUAUGUACAAUGGGAGCGACAGGGUACAGAGCAGAAACAAGAGUCCUCUAGUGAAGAGGACACUUCUCAAGAACAAAAGAGGAAAAAACUGGACAGUGGCAUCGGGGAGGGAACCACCACGUCCAGCAGCUCCUCACCUGCUAAGUCCGAGUCCAUGGACGAAUCGGACGGAGACGCCAUGCAGCCGGAGAUCAUUUGUGAUGAGCUCGAACUCGAGUACGACGAGAAUCUUAUCGGAGGUCGUCGCCGGAUCCCGAAGCGGGGGCACUGCGCACAGUCGUCUACGUCGCCCGAGUACUCGGCCAGCUCCUCCACCACGUCAGGCGAGCACAGUCGCUGCAAGCGCCGCGCGCCCGAGCGCGAGCAGGACGAGCACGAUGACCACGACGAGCACGAGGAGCAAGGCGAGCACGUGAGCGAACGCUGCGACCGGCACGGGCCCGAGCACGACCACGACUACGACCACGACCGCAGCGAGUACGACGACAUGCGGCCGCGGCGCGCAGGCGCGGACGCGCGGCGCGUGCGUCUCUCUAUACUGAUGAAGCGCGGCGUUAAAGAGCUACCGCUGCCGUACGCGCUCAAGAAGUACGUCAACCUGGGCCGAUGCUUCGAGUUCUAAGUACUGGCCCACCACGUCGGAUGCUGUCUCCUACAACAUGGCGCCACACGCGCUGGCAGGCCGGCAGCACUGACGUAGGUACGAUAUAUUUGUUUUGUGAGAAGUUUACAUUUAUCUGUAUUUUAGAGUUUAUAGAACUCCUAUCAUCAAGUUUUCAAAUCUUAAAAUGACUGCCAGAGUACUUAGUGGUGGAUACUCGAGUUUUAUUCAUAUUCUGUAGUUGUUUGGAAUUACAUAUAAGAUUAGACUGUUUCUGGCCAAUGUCAAUCUGUUAUUACUUUCCAAUAAUGUACCCCGAAAUAGGAGUGACGUUUGACUUACACGUAUAUAUUGGACUAUUGGUUUAGUAUAUGACACAUUAAUCAAAUUCACUUAAUUUUAAAAGUCAACAAUUUUUUCUCAAUUAAAACUUAAUAGCUUUUACAAUACAUGUAUACUCUGUAGGUACCUAUAUUUAUGUUAGUUAACUUUGAUGAUUCGCUACUGGUAUUCAUCUGAUACAUAAUAUUGGGAAGCACCAGUUAUAACGAAAUACCCAGAGAUCAUUGACUGUCUAGUUAGGUAUACUUAUAUCACUGUUUACUUGAAAGGUUGUCUUUCAAUCUUGUCAACGAUGCACUAUGGAACUUAAUGAAGUACUGUAAUUACUAUAGCUCAGUAAUCUUCUAUCUAAAGUGAUUAACGUUAUAGGGUCGUGAAUAAACUAAAUAUUGUAAGAUUUAUCUGACCGCAAAUUGAACUCAAGAAUUAUCCUGAGUUAUACGCAAAAAUAUUAUAACUGUAUAACAUUGUAUUUACCAUCAUAAACUGUUAAGAAAUGAUCUAAGAUCUCUUUGAGAGUAACAUUUAAAUUGUAAAUAUUGUUUAUGUAGGCUAAGUUCGGCCAUUUCCAUAGAUCUGGAAUUCUGGAUGUUAUGUCGGACGCUUCGAUUUUCAAAUGGGCCGCCAUUUUGUUGUUCGCGGCCGAGACUGGCAGCCGAGAUAACCACAAGUCGUAUUAUUACCGCCUGUUAAUUCAUAAUUUCGGAGUUUUAGUAAGAUCCGAAUCAAUGCAUAAAUCGUAUGAUUUAAACGAUAUUUGCUUGAGACAAUGUAUCGAUUGCCCUGCCUAAAGCAAUUAUGACAUAUUCCAGUGUACUUAUAUUUUACAAAUAAGUAUAAGUUUUGUUCACUGCGUAUUAAUUAGCUUGGUUGUUUUGUUGCUUAGUGUCAGCCGUGCACAAUAACUAUAGAAUUUAUAAACAAUUUUCUACGCCUAUAUUUGGCGAGUACUGCAGUUAUUGUAGAUUAGUCGAUUAUUAUUAAGACUGUCGAUGCGCUGCCGUUCAAAUGGCGUUAGUAGGAACAAUGUUGCGAGGUCACAUUUAUUGUGUGUUAAUAUUUAAUGUAUAUGCUAAAAGAUCCAUUAAUGUAUUGGGUUCGUACUGAUACACGAGGAAUUGUUUUACACUUGGUGAUUAACUCUAUAAACAAGUGCACUGAUAUUUUGUGUUUAUUCAAUCUCAAUUCGUAAUGAGAAAGUUAUCUUCAAAAUAUUUUAUCACUCAGUACACACUUGAUUUAUGGUUUUAUUCAUGUCGGAGGCUUACCAUGGGAUCUAGUCAGUGUAGGGCCUAUUCGCAUAGCCAGUUGAGGAGGCAGCGCAUAAUGUUGUGUCAUAGUAAAUACUUAACUUUGGUCGGAUAUAUCGCUCUGUGUUAUACGCUCUCACUUGUAUUCGUACUGUGCUCGUAUAAGGUAACAGUCGAUGAGUUACUUGCGUUUCAAGCUUGCCAUGGUGUCAAUAAACUGUCGUUCCAAGAUUAUAAUGAUUUUUAAAUUCGUAUCUUGUAUCUAAACAGUUGACAACAUACAGUAAUAAUAAUAAAGCAAAAUGUAGAAUGUUAUAAAGUUAAACGAAACAUUAUGUGGUCUGUGUACGAUAGAUAAUGGAUCAUUAUUUGCCAUAAUAUAUUGUUUUGUAAUGGACGUUCAUAUGUAUUCUGCAAUACAGACUUAAUAAUAGUUAGCUUUCAUGUAAUACUUAUACCUAAGGUGCUUGUUAUAUUCUGUUCCACAUUUUAUUAGGAAUGUUUAAGCUGAUCUAUGUGUUUAGCAAGUUAUUCUAUUUGCUUCCAGAAUCAAUUUUGCUUUGUAUAUUAGUAUGACAGGUAUCCGAUGACGGUGUGCAUCUUUUUGAAAUUGAUAUGCCUAUAUAUAAUGCCUACUUACAAGUAGUAGUAGGAAAAAGCGUCAUACUCAACCAAAGUUGAGUAUUUAUAUCGACUUGCUGGAGCCAUACUCUACUGUUAGUGAACGAUAUUGUUUGAUUAUAAUCUCAGCAUGCUGCAUGCAUUGUAAUAUUGUUAUUAUGGAGGUAAUGAGUGCACCCAGCUCCAAUCGAAGUAUAAACAAUAUCAUAUUAAGAGUAGGCGAUGACCUCAGUUUUUGGGUAGUUAUGAUAAAUGUUUAUACGAUAUUAAUUUGGUGUACAUAAUAUGUCAUUUGUUUUUGUUGCUAGUAUUAAUAAUUAAAAUGAUUUUAUUAUGA